AUGAACAAAAACUAAGGAUCCAGUGGGCGAGUUUUGGCUGUAAAAGUAUAAUUGUAGAGAAAAAGAAAAAAGUCAAUUUUUAUAUUUAUAAUUUUCUAUAAUUUAGAAUUAAAGUAAUAUAAAAUUCAGUAACAUAAGUUCUUAUUAUUUAUGCAUUGAAUCUAAGUUGGGCCAAAUUAGUUUCUGGUCAUUUUGAGCAUCCUCUUUUUGAAUCUUUAUAUCAGCAAAGGGCAUAAUAAUAACGACAAGCUUUAUACACAAGUAUCUCCUUAAUAUUAACUGAGUUACUCAAAAUUUAAUAGUAAUUUGCUUUUCUUUUUGAAAAGCCAUUAUCAGAUUGUAUAAAAUUUGAUAUAUCACAUAAAAAAAAAGAUGAAAAAAAUUUUAUGAAUUUUCAUCUUAAGAUAUCUGAAAAUGUUCUGGAUUAAUUAUGUCUAGCUACUAUUAAUUUUUUAGAGGAUAUUAUGAAGAAGUAAUUGAUUGUAAAAAUCAAAUCUUUAGUCUACAGAUGAAGACAGAAAGCUAUAAGAAGAUAAAGAAUAUUCCAGCUAUUAAUAUAUAUGAGGCUUUGUUUGAUUAUAAAAAGGACGACUAUGAUGUCUAAAUUAUAAUCUUACAGUCUUAUUAAAAUCAAUAUCCUAUGAUUAAGAUUGUUGUUAAUUUGAAAACAUGCAAAUAAUUUUCGUUAUAUAGUAAUAAGGAAGCUGAAGAAAUAAUGAACCUUUACAAUAUGCUUUUAGGAAGAAAAUUUUUUAAGACAUAAUUUAGUAUUGAUGAGAUGAGAAACGUUACCUCCAUUAGUUGCAAUUUUCCUUUGAGCCAAAUUAAAUUUAAUCAUGUUGUAUUUUUAAAGUGA
Messenger RNA from Paramecium pentaurelia, 856 nucleotides. Lineage: Eukaryota; Ciliophora; Oligohymenophorea; Peniculida; Parameciidae. The record is from the annotation of a GenBank genome assembly.